AACCCAGUCACUAGCAGACACUUUCGCCAGGCAGCAUCAGGCAAGCUAUUGGGAGUUCCACACCUACGUCAUUGCCUGUGCGACCAAUCAGCAGUGAGAGGGAAAGUCCCACAGACAGACUGCCCUUCCCUCCCAGCGCUAAGGUCAUGUUUAUGUCUUCCAGGCGGGUCACGUGUCAGCCAAUAAGCUGGUCCGGCACAGAGCGAACGGGAAAAGUAAAUAAGAAACCGAAAGGCGAGUUAGAAGAGGCAGGAAGACGCUGAUAGCGGAGGAGUCCGUGUGGAAAUGGCUGUAAUGGGGACAGGAACGUAUCCAAUAAAGUUCCGAUGGAUGAGUAGCCGGUAGUGGCGGAGCGCACCUUUGCAGUCACGUGAGGCAGGGGUAAAGGUCCCGGAGCCGAGUGUUCCCUGUCAGUAUAGGCCGGGCCUGGGGCCGACAUGGAGUGCGAAAGGCUGGAUAGUCUAGACGGCUGGGUAGCAGUGCGGCCAAAUGCUUUCGAAGAGCCCGAGAAGUACAAGUUGGGCUUUAUCGUGGCCUGGAACCAGGUGGAGAGCAUGUUCGCAGUGACCUGCCAUAACCGGACCCUACAGAGGCAGAAGCGGAGAGAGGGGGAGGCCGGGGAGCAGAGCAGCUGGGCCGGACUCUACUCAGUGCAGGACCUGGAUUCCAUACACAGGCAGCUGAGCUCUGUAUGCAGCUCCCUAGAGCCCUGCUUCCCGCACCUCCCUGCGCCCUCCCCCGCCGGCAGCCUGUGGGCCCUGCUUUUCCCUGGGGCUCCGUGCUGGGAGUGCGGCCCGGAGGAGUUAGACGCAGUGUGCCGGGGCCUGGAGCGUUACUUCGGGGCGGCCAUUGAGCAAUGCGGCCGCAAGAUCGUGUUGGACGUGCUCUUUCCUGAGGAUGAAGACGACACCGAGCAGUACUUCGAGAAUCUGCACGAAUUCCACAAAAAGAGUCUGGAGGAGCAAGUGACCCGGGCUAAGGAGGAGCUGAGGCGGAUUCUUCAUCAGCACAAAAAUGCUGACAAAAUGACGUCUCUGCUCAAAAUUUACGAGGAAGAAGAAGGUGCCUUUAUGGAAUUAGUUACCGUGGCAACCCAGUUUUACCAAUACUUACUGCAGCCUUUCAGGGAUAUGAGAGAGCUUGCAAUAUUGUACAAGCUGGAAAUAUUGAAAUCCCUUGAAUUGGAUGACCUAGGGCCUAAAAGAAUAGAAGCUCUUCAGAAGGAGGUGGAUAAAUGGGAUGCAAGAGCAGAAGAGGCUGUGUGCUCUAUACAGAACAUAACUGUCAGUUAUUUCAAGGAAACUUCAAAGGCUUUGGCAGCAAUGCAGAAACAAAUGGAGCAAGAUGGAAUGAGAUUUGGUCAUACCACAUGGGCAUCGGCAUUGCCCAGGCUGGAGAAGCUGAAAUCCAUGUUGGCAAAGGAAACGCUCCAGUACAUGAGAUCCAAAGAGCUGUGCUUGAAUCAGAAGAGGGCAGAGAUCAAGAGAAAUAUGGAAAGCCUUUCUGAUACAGAAGGUGCUAUGAUGCGAUUAGACGAACUUGAGCUGCAGUAUUAUGAAACACAGCUGGAACUCUAUGAUGUUCAGUGCGAGAUUCUCAAGUAUGAAGAAAUGUUACUUAUAGCAGAGUUGGACACCCUGCGGAGACAAAUGAAAGAAAAGCAAGAAGAGGUGUUAUACUAUGAUACAUGCGAAGACCCUCAGGAGCUUCAGGUGUAUGAAGAAUCACAAACUCAGUGCUCUGUGUCCAUGAAACUGAAGAAGAAAGCUCAGCAAUUGGAGACUAAACGUGGUAAUAUUUGUGCCAGGCGAGCCUUGCUAAGGAGCAAGAAGGAUCAGUGUGUGGAGACACAGGAGUUAAAGCUAAAACAGUCUGAAGAAAUGCAGAAACGCCUUCACCAGCACCAUUCUGUGCAGAUGAAAAGGGACAAGAAGAGAGAAGAGGAGAAAAAGAAAAAGGAAUGGGUAGGGCAGGAGCGUCAGAAGACACUACAGCGGUUAAAAUCAUUCAAACAUAAAAGUGAAUCACAGUUUGUAUUAAAGUCAUCUCGGACACAGUCAUCUAUAUCAAGUUUACAACACGCUAAAGCUACACAAGCAUCAAAAAAAACCAGUGGCCAAGAUGAUGUGCCUGUUAAGAUAUUUCUUCCAAAUGGAGGAGGACCUGAGCCUAGAUCAUCCAGUGAUGGUGCUGAUAGAACAGGCCAACACUUUCUACCACCUCCAACUCUCCCUCCACCUCCACCGUCUCUUCCACUGCCCACUCUUCUUCCCACUCCUCCACCACCACCGCCGCUGCCGCCACCACCUCCUCCUCCACCUGCUCCUCCUAUGGCACCACCUUUACCUCUCGCAGUACAGAAUUUGAGGCACAUUGAACCUCAGAUGCUGAUUUGUGAUGAAGUUGCACAAGACAUUACUGCAAUAACACUAAAAAAGUCUUCAAAUCAGUAUUCAGGUUCCAUGGAGGAGGUACUGGCAUCAUUAAAGCGAGGGGAAAAUCUUCUGCGCAAAGUCGAACAGCCACAGCCUGAUGUGAUUGAUGUCAGAGACACCAUCCUAAGUGCCAUUAGACAGGGAGUAAAGCUGCGGAAGGUUCACAGAGAAGCUAACAAGAAGCCAGAAAAUGAACUUGAGAGAAGCAUCAAGGCAGCCAUGAAAAGAAUGAAAAAAGUAUCUGCAGACUCUGAAGAUGAAGAAAAGAGUGAAUACAUCAGCGGGGAAUGGGAUAACUAAUAGAACCUGCACUGAUAGACAAUGUCCAUAUACCCCUUUUGUACCCACUGAGUUAGAUUCACUGCAUUGCACCUUAUUUUUACAACACAUCAAUUUGCCUUUAUUACUAGUGACUAAAGAAUACAUUUCCAUGAAUUACAUGUUUUACAUUAAUAUCAACAGUAUAGAAAACAUCUCAUUAUUUAUAGCAUGAGAAGCCUUCCCCUGAUUCUUUGCAUUCUGUGUAUUUUUCAGUAAAGGCACAGACGUGAAGGAUAUACAGUGACUGCAGGUGUGUUUUUUUUUAUUUAUGUUGCAGGUCUUAAAGCCUGACAGUAGGAUGGAAUUUCCCUGGAAGUUUACUGAAAAAUAUACCCAAUUAUACCCAAGUGGUUGAAUUUCUGUUUUCACAUAGGUAUAUAGCAAUACCAGUAUGAUUUUUUCUUUAUAGAUAUUCACAUGUAACAGGUAUGGGAUCUCUUACCCUGGAAUGCUUGGGAUUUGGUGUUUGCUGUAGAAGGGGCUUUCUGGAUUUGAAGUCUUUACAAGAUUAUGAAAUCUAUUUAUUAAGCUGUGUAAAAUGAUUUACAUAUUUACUUUAGAAAAAGUGUACAAAGUGGUUUAAUAUAGCUUAUCAAUAAAGCUAUGUAUUUUCUUUUUCA
Molecule: messenger RNA, 3376 nt
Organism: Xenopus tropicalis (tropical clawed frog)
Lineage: Eukaryota; Metazoa; Chordata; Amphibia; Anura; Pipidae
Gene: whamm
Product: WAS protein homolog associated with actin, golgi membranes and microtubules
Exons: 10
Coding region: 438-2735 (765 amino acids)
Cellular component (GO): cytoplasmic vesicle membrane
Molecular function (GO): actin binding
Source: RefSeq, a predicted model, not a curated record